Molecule: messenger RNA, 2673 nt
Organism: Pseudomassariella vexata
Lineage: Eukaryota; Fungi; Ascomycota; Sordariomycetes; Amphisphaeriales; Pseudomassariaceae
Product: P-loop containing nucleoside triphosphate hydrolase protein
Exons: 2
Coding region: 93-2495 (800 amino acids)
Biological process (GO): rRNA processing
Cellular component (GO): nucleus
Molecular function (GO): RNA helicase activity; ATP binding; nucleic acid binding
Source: RefSeq, a predicted model, not a curated record
UCUUCAAAUUGUUGUUGGUAAAAUCUUGAAGGACUGAUCAGCCACUACUAAAUCUGGGGUGCGCAUUCGGAUCCCAAUAAGCCCUUUUCACCAUGCCUACCCGCACUUCGCUUGCGCAAACAUCUGCGCCCAAGGACAAAGCCAAACAAAAGCCUAAUGGGAAGGGGAAAAGCAAAGGGAAUGCACCAGCAGAAUCCAAGACUCUGAAGAGGAAACGGGAAAAGGACGACUUGGAAAAGCUUCAGGCUGCUGUCAACCAACUCGACCCCAAGACCUCGGCCCUGACCAAAUUCUCGGAGCUGCCCCUCUCGGCGCCCACCGCAUCCGGCCUCGACGCAUCCCAUUUCCAAAACCUGACCGACAUCCAGGCUCGAGCCAUCCCUCUCGCCCUCAAGGGUCAGGACAUUCUGGGCGCCGCCAAGACGGGCAGCGGCAAGACCUUGGCCUUCCUUGUUCCUGUUAUCGAGACCCUGUAUCGGAAACAAUGGACAGAACUGGAUGGGCUGGGAGCCCUGAUCAUUGCCCCUACGCGCGAGCUAGCCGUGCAGAUCUUCGAGGUCCUGCGCAAAAUCGGAAGAUACCACCACUUUUCGGCCGGCCUAGUGAUAGGAGGCAAGAGUUUGAAGGACGAGGCCGAGAGACUCGCGCGAAUGAACUUGUUGGUGUGCACGCCCGGCCGCAUGCUGCAACAUCUCGACCAGACGGCCGGACUCGAUGUCGACAACCUUCAAAUACUCGUCCUGGAUGAGGCAGACCGUAUCAUGGACAUGGGCUUCCAGUCGGCAGUGGAUGCUCUCGUGGAGCACCUGCCCAAAACGAGACAGACAAUGCUCUUCAGUGCCACGCAGAGCAAGAAGGUGUCCGAUCUUGCCCGACUUAGCAUGAAGGAUCCCGAAUACGUCGCUGUCCACGAAGCAGCCACCCCGAGCACCCUGACCCAGCACUACCUCGUCACGCCGCUGGCCGAGAAAAUGGACACCCUGUAUGGGUUCAUAAAGGCAAACCUCAAGAGCAAAAUCAUCAUCUUCUUAUCGUCUGGAAAGCAGGUCCGUUUUAUCUAUGAAAGCUUUCGUCAUCUCCAGCCCGGUAUCCCUCUAUUGCAUUUGCACGGUCGGCAAAAACAACUUGCACGCAUGGAAAUCACCAGGCGGUUCACGUCGGCGCAGCAUUCGUGUCUCUUCGCAACGGAUGUCGUAGCUCGCGGAGUCGACUUCCCUGCUGUGGACUGGGUCGUCCAGGGAGAUUGCCCCGAGGACGUCGACACUUACAUACACAGAAUUGGUCGUACCGCUCGCUACGAACGCGUGGGCCGCGCAGUCUUGCUCCUGGACCCCAGCGAAGAAGAAGGCAUGGUGCAACGAUUGCAACAGCGGAAAAUCCCCAUCCAGAGGGUCAAUGUGAAGGAGAAGAAGAAGCAGUCCAUAAAGAGCAAGAUUCAAGAUAUGUGUUUUCACCAGCCGGACCUCAAGUAUCUGGGCCAAAAGGCCUUCAUCUCUUAUACCCGGUCGAUUGGCCUGCAGAAAAAUAAGGACGUCUUCAAGCUGGAUGCACUAGAUCUGCAAGCAUAUUCGGAAAGCCUGGGUCUUCCUGAAAUGCCGCCGGUGCGGUUCCAGAAGGCCGAGGAUAUCAGGAGGCUGAAGAACCGGUCGCGGGCUGAGCUGUCGAGCGGAUCAGAAGGCGAGGGCGAAGGAGGUGAGGGCAAGAAGCGCACGAAGGAUGAAGUACGGACAAAGUACGACCGCAUGUUUGAACGGACCAACCAAGAUGUACUGUCGAGUCAUUACUCGAACCUGCGCCCCGCAGCAGAGGAUGAUAAUGACUUCUUUGCCGUCAAGCGUGUGCUGAACGAAGACGAGUUUGACCCCGAAUCCAAGUCAGGAGGUGGGCCGAGGGUGGUCCCCAUAUAUGGUGGCCAGGAACUCGUAAUCGAUUCCAAGAGACGCGAGAAGCUUCUCACGUCUAAAAAGAAGAUGUUGAAGUACAAGGGCCAGAGCACCAAGAUUGUGUUCGAUGACGACGGAGAGGCGCACUCUCUUUACGAACUGCAGGGCGAAGAGGACUUCAGGCAGGCAGGAGACGCUGAGACGCAACGGCAGAGGUUUGUGCAGGCCGAAGCUGACCGGGUGCGCGAGGCAGAUCUGGAGGACAAGCAGUUGGCCAAGGAGAAGAGGCAGGAGAAGAAGGUGAAGCGCAAGGAGAGAGAGCGCAUGGAGGCCAAUGAUGAGAUGGAUGCGGCAGAACAGCCGACACUCGGUGGCUCUGGCGAUGCGGAUGCUGCUCUUGAUUUCUUGAGGUCACUACCGAUUGCUGGUGAAGAAGCGCAGCAAGACGAGGACGAUGAGAGGCCACGGAAGAAGCCGAAGAAGUGGUUCGAAGAUGAUUCGGAUGACGAGAAGCCCAAGAGCAAGAAGGGCAGGAAGGUGAUUGAGGUGACGGAUGCGCCGGAUACGUUAGAAGACUUGGAAGCAUUGGCCACGGGCUUACUUGACGACUGAUCAGUUACGUACAAUGAUAUCCUAUUAUUCACUGUUAUUGAUGGGCCAGGAGGAAUGCUUUGCAAUGACUGUUGAAUAAUUUUCUCGAUCGAUCGAUACUUGUUUCUUCAUUGACAUCAAAGUUUGACAACAUUGAAUGGCGCAAACACGAUAAUGCCGCACAUAGCUGAAUAUGAGA